AUGGGCCAGUCUACGCCUGGAGACAUGUUUAGGGGCAGCUUGCUAGGGGUUAGCAGUGGAUUGAUUCCCCGGCCAAAUUGCACGGUUGCGUCUCCCCUCAGCCGGGGCACGUGCAAAGCUGCAAGGCACCCUCUCCCCAUUGGCGCCACCCAUGCUGCUCAUUUUGCGGGCUGUGGGUGCAUUGCUGCCGCCCAACGCCUCCCACCAUUCAUCCAUCCAUCCAUCCAUCCAGGGCCUCGCCUCGCCUCGCCUUGCACCCACCGCGACAAGCCAGCCCACCCACCCGUCCGUCCGUCCAUCCAUCCAGCCCUCGAGCAAUUCGCGACUACACACCAGACGACCAUUGCCGGGCGCGCACGCGGACCGCCUCCCUUUCGGGCCGGAGCUCCACGAUCAACGCCUCUCGCUACUGUCGACCACGUGACCCACCGCUGCCUGCUAAGCACUCACUUCCACAUACCCACAUGUACUACACACUUCAUACGUGCGUACACAUCAGCAUGUAUGCACACAUCCUCCCCCAUGUCCGGCUAA
Bipolaris zeicola 26-R-13 is the source of this 534-nucleotide messenger RNA. RefSeq lists its product as uncharacterized. The transcript is spliced from 2 exons. NCBI's taxonomy places the organism in Eukaryota, Fungi, Ascomycota, Dothideomycetes, Pleosporales, Pleosporaceae. The record is from RefSeq and is a predicted model, not a curated record. Bases 1 to 534 code for a protein of 177 amino acids.